AUGAUUUUCCGGCGACAGAUCAUGAUACUUAAAAGUACAGGUACAUAUGGUUCAGGGUUAUGGGUAUCAUCUGCUAGCGGCUCAGAGCUGAAAUACAAAUCCGAUAAGCAACGGAACGUCACCGAGCAGAGCAUUCCAAAAUCAAGGAUAUCGGAGGCGGAUGCGAGGGUUGUGGUGAAAAAGGAAGAGAGGGUAACCGAUAAUUCUCAUAAAUUUAGCCGUGGAUGGCCUUUGGUAUUUUUUUGUUUUUGUUUUUUUUCUUUAAUCCCUGAAGUCCUUUGGCCAGCAAGCACCUCCGUGCUUUUUUCCUCUUGCUUUUCUUUCGAAAACCUUCUUUCCCUUCUCACAGCAGUCCCUCUCACUUCACCCGCCCAUCCUCGCCAGUUUCCACCUUCCGCCUCCUUUCCUCUUUCAACCUGGUGGAUUGUUGCAUCUUACGAUCGGUUUGCCUUAAUCUCUGCCUUUUCCCUUACUAACAUCUUACCGAUCACGCGCUUAAUCAACGACGAAGCGAUCAACGGCACAAAAAAAUAA
This is a messenger RNA of Tuber melanosporum (Perigord truffle), 534 nucleotides long. RefSeq lists its product as uncharacterized. Lineage: Eukaryota; Fungi; Ascomycota; Pezizomycetes; Pezizales; Tuberaceae. Bases 1 to 534 code for a protein of 177 amino acids. The transcript has 3 exons. The record is from RefSeq and is a predicted model, not a curated record.